Molecule: messenger RNA, 1776 nt
Organism: Cylindrotheca closterium
Lineage: Eukaryota; Bacillariophyta; Bacillariophyceae; Bacillariales; Bacillariaceae
Source: the annotation of a GenBank genome assembly
AUGACAGAGGACGAUGAUUCAAAUGUUUUUUACGACAAACGGAGAAGGAUCUACAAUAUCUAUAGAACAGGCCUAUUGGUUUUUACGUCAUUGUACACGUUCUUCUUUGCUGGCGCCUUCUUUGGUUACGGUCCAAUGAUUUUGCUUUUGCAACGAGACGAAGCCUUCUUUUGGAAGUGCGACGAUGAAAAUGAGGAACCGACUUGUCCCGAUCAAAAAAGCCAACUUCUCAACAUCCACUUUGUGGGGACGCUGAUGCAAAUCCUGACUCCCUUUGUUGGACAUUUGUGUGAUACACGAGGACCCUUUGCCACUAUGUUCUACACUGCUGCCACGGCACUUGUGGGGAUUGCCGUGCUGAUUAUUUCUCGGGCGAUACCUAUAGACGAGCUACUGUAUCCGGCCUUUUGCUUUUUGGGAAUGAACGCAUUUGCAACUUCGGUCAUGUGCGUCGCUACAGGCCGGAUAUUCAGCAUUUAUUCCAAGGAGCAAGUCGGUCAAACCGACAUGGGGAAGAUGGAAGAAGCAAAGGUUCCUCAGGAACUAGAUUCAGCGGAUAGUAUGACGAGAUCAUUGGAAGUUUCAGAAGAAGCCAAGAAGGGAUCUGAUAAAGAUCAAGGCGAUGCAGACGACGACUACAAAAGUGAGGAACAAGACGAUGGAUCUCAAGACAAAGGCCCACGUAGAGUGAUCGGAUUUUUGAAUAACUUGUUUGAUGCUGGAAGUGUCACGUAUCUUAUCAUGUGGGUCGCACACAAAAACCUUGGAACAUCUCUUCAAGUCUUGUGUUACUGGUAUUUAGGAGCGGGCGUGCUUAUAUUUGGUGGGACGCUAACUUGCUGGAUGCUCGUUUUGAAGCACCAACAAAAAGACAAGGAAUUGCAAGAAGAAGCCGAUCGAAUACGCAAAUCGAUAGUCACGAUAGCGGAAGGUAGAAGCACUGUCUUGGAAAUGGAGAAGCAAGAAGCAGCACUACAAAAUGACCACGUUGAUGAUUCUUCGACGAAGGAGCCGCAAAUACUUGCAUCGACCGAACAUGCCAACCGAGAAGAAGUAAUGGAGGACGAUAGUAAGGAAGAAUGGAGGGAGCUUUUCUCAGCUUCCUUUCUAUGGCUGGUUGCCUUCUUUGCCUUUCAUGUGGCUCGGAAUAUUUUCGUCCUCACGAGUGCAGAAGCCUUUCUGAAGGAUCUUGGAGAUACCAGCGACAAAUAUAUUUCAAUUUUUACCAUGAUGAUGCCAGCAUCUGUUUUGGGCUUUCCAUUUGUCGAUUGGGCCUUGGGCAAAUUCGGAUAUCACAAAGCUCUGCAACUAAUUAAUUUGUUUGGUCUCGUGCAUGGGAUCAUUCAAAUAUCAGCAACAGCCAACCUCGAUAUCCAAAUCAUUGGCUUUCUUGUCUUUUCUUUUUACCGCUGUUUUCUGUUCUCAGUCAUCUUCGCCUACUUGUCAGCCCUUAUGCCCGAAAAGGUAUUGGGCAAGGCAAAUGGCUUUUUGCACAUUUCAGCGGGUGCUGCUGGCCUAUUGAACAUUCCACUGGGAAAUGCAGCCGUGCAACAAUGGAAUGGGAGCUUUUUCAUUCCUAAUUGCCUCUAUACAUUUGGAAUUCUACCAUUUUUCUAUGCUGCUUAUGGGACGACCGCUGGGAUCCGCAGCAAACAAAACCAAAGACAAAACAGCACAGGAACUACUAUGGGAUUUUCAAAACGGCUUUCCUCCCUUUUUGGCAAUAGUCUGUACCCUUCUCUCUCAGCAACGGAUGAUGAAGUGGCCAAAGCUUGA